AUGCCAUCCAUCCAUGUGUCCUCCAUCAGCUGUUCAGCAACAUCACAACAACAACAACGCUGCCAUCGCAGCGACAACUGCAAGUGGUACAGCGGACGGUCGUUUUCAGGACAAGUUUCAUUUUUGCUGCGACAAUUACACAAUCAAAGAGAGCGAUUUUGCUUUCCGGAAUCGUUGGCUCUACACAAAAAAUAUGGACCUCCACAGUUAUAUCUGCUCAUGACAUACGAAGAUCAGAGAGGCACGGUGAAGGAUGUUGUUGCAAACACGCGAAAGUACGCUGCAUGCAAGUACGCUGAACCGCUUCCAAGCUACGAGAGCUACGAAAAGAAGUGCGUCUUAUGUCCACGCUACUCAAAAAACAUUGCCACGUUGUUAGCGGAAAUUGCCAGUUGCAAAUACAGUAUCCCUUACUUCAUCCAAAAAGAAUUGUCGCCAUGA
This is a messenger RNA of Gongylonema pulchrum, 441 nucleotides long. NCBI's taxonomy places the organism in Eukaryota, Metazoa, Nematoda, Chromadorea, Rhabditida, Gongylonematidae. The record is from the annotation of a GenBank genome assembly.